This is a messenger RNA of Dromaius novaehollandiae (emu), 1409 nucleotides long. RefSeq names its product solute carrier family 25 member 3 (gene SLC25A3). Gene Ontology annotation, molecular function: phosphate transmembrane transporter activity. The record is from RefSeq and is a predicted model, not a curated record. The transcript is spliced from 8 exons. The coding region runs from base 159 to 1235 and encodes 358 amino acids. Gene Ontology annotation, biological process: mitochondrial phosphate ion transmembrane transport. Lineage: Eukaryota; Metazoa; Chordata; Aves; Casuariiformes; Dromaiidae. Gene Ontology annotation, cellular component: mitochondrial inner membrane.
GCCUCCACCAAUCGGGCCGCAGCUUCUUGGCGUCCGGCUCCGCCCCUUGCGUCGGAGAAGGACAAAGUCAUUGAGCCGGGGCCACACUCAGCUUCUGCGCUGAGCUGCCGCCCGAGCAGCCGGUCCGCGCGCCGCCGCCGCCAUCUUAGGAGGUCGCCAUGUUCUCGUCCAUCGCGCCGCUCGCGCGGCUCAACCCCUUCUACGCGCCGCACUUGCAGCUGGUCCAGGAUGGCGUGAGGAAGCGCCCGGAGCCCGCUGAGGCGCCCACCACGCGGCGGAGCUUGGCGGCCGCGGCCGCUGCCGAAGAAUACAGUUGUGAAUAUGGCUCGCUCAAGUUUUAUGCUCUCUGUGGCUUUGGUGGGGUCCUAAGUUGUGGCUUGACACACACUGCUGUCGUACCUCUGGAUUUAGUGAAAUGUCGUAUGCAGGUUGACCCACAAAAAUACAAGAGCAUCUUCAAUGGAUUUUCAGUGACAAUCAAAGAAGAUGGUGUUCAUGGUUUGGCUAAGGGAUGGGCUCCAACAUUUAUUGGAUAUUCCAUGCAAGGGCUCUGUAAAUUUGGUUUCUAUGAAGUUUUCAAAAUCCUCUAUGGCAACAUGCUGGGAGAGGAAAAUGCAUAUUUGUGGCGUACAUCACUAUAUUUAGCUGCAUCUGCCAGUGCGGAGUUUUUUGCUGACAUUGCUCUGGCUCCCAUGGAAGCUGCUAAAGUUCGCAUUCAGACACAGCCUGGAUAUGCUAACACUCUGCGGCAAGCUGUACCAAAAAUGUUUGGAGAAGAAGGCAUCUGGGCUUUCUAUAAAGGUGUUGCUCCACUAUGGAUGAGACAGAUUCCAUACACAAUGAUGAAAUUUGCCUGCUUUGAACGUACCGUUGAAGCUCUCUACAAGUAUGUGGUUCCCAAGCCGCGAAGUGAAUGUUCAAAGGCAGAACAGCUGGUAGUCACAUUUAUUGCAGGUUAUAUUGCUGGUGUAUUCUGUGCAAUUGUUUCUCAUCCUGCUGACUCCGUGGUGUCUGUAUUGAACAAGGAAAAGGGCAGUUCUGCUUCACAGGUUCUUGUGAGGCUUGGAUUCAGAGGUGUAUGGAAAGGUCUGUUUGCUCGUAUCAUCAUGAUUGGUACCCUGACUGCACUACAGUGGUUCAUCUAUGAUUCUGUGAAGGUUUAUUUCAGACUUCCUCGUCCACCUCCACCUGAAAUGCCAGAAUCUCUGAAGAAGAAGCUUGGUCUAACUGAAUAAAUAGCUCAUGGACUGACUUUGCUGGCUGUCCCAGUGAUGAGUUUCAUGAAACUUUUAUAUAUUUGACUAUGUAGAAAACAAACUAUCUGAUGUAAUUAUUGGCUGUGCCCUCGUUCCAUCUGAGGAUUUAAAUUCUACCACUGUCAUUGCCUGAAAUAAAUGAGAACCAGAGUG